Peromyscus maniculatus bairdii (prairie deer mouse) is the source of this 9256-nucleotide messenger RNA. Lineage: Eukaryota; Metazoa; Chordata; Mammalia; Rodentia; Cricetidae. The record is from RefSeq and is a predicted model, not a curated record.
GUGCUUGUAGUUCACUGUCAGUAACUUGCCCAUUUAUUUUUUCUCUCAUUCUCAGUUUUCUUAGUCAUUUUCCAUUCCCUUGAUUUUGCAAAACAAUUUUUUAGGUUAUAACAUCCUCCCAACCUUAUUCUUCAGAGCAAAGAAUUGGGGAAACAGACUUUUCUCCCCCUGAUCUGAGACCAUUCCACACAUUGAAGGGCAGCCAGCAACAUAUGCUUUUUGUAAGAAUAAUUGAAAACCUCAACUAGACAGCAUAGAAUUCUUUGAAAGUCUGCCAGUUAUUUGAAGCAAAUUCAGCAAAGGAACAACAUAUAGCAUUCAAUAUCUUAACCUUUCUAGUUGCCUUCUUAGGACUUGGUCUCCAAUUUGAUUCUUGGUUAUUCUGAUACAGAGUUGACUUAAUUCGCUUAACGCCUUGAACCAUCCACUGUCAUACUAUUGUCCGAAAGAGGGUGCACUUGAUUGCCAUUUUGCUUUCAAUAUGACAGCUGUCAAUGUCGCUCUAAUUCGAGAUACCAAGUGGCUGACUUUAGAAGUUUGUAGAGAAUUUCAGAGAGGAACUUGCUCUCGAGCUGAUGCAGAGUGCAGGUUUGCCCAUCCGCCAAGAGUUUGCCAUGUGGAAAAUGGCCGUGUGGUGGCCUGUUUUGAUUCUCUAAAGGGUCGGUGCACUCGAGAGAACUGCAAGUACCUCCACCCUCCACCCCACUUAAAGUCGCAGCUGGAAAUUAAUGGGAGGAACAAUCUGAUUCAACAGAAGACUGCCGCAGCCAUGUUCGCCCAGCAGAUGCAGCUUAUGCUCCAAAACGCUCAGAUGUCAUCUCUUGCAUCUUUUCCUAUGAAUCCAUCGCUUGCAGCUAAUCCUACUAUGGCUUUCAAUCCUUACAUGCCUCAUGCUGGGAUGGGCCUGGUUCCUGCUGAACUUUUUCCAAAUACUCCAGUUCUGAUUUCUGGAAACCCACAUCUUGCAUUGCCAGGAGUUCCUGCCCCAAAACCAAUUCGUACAGAUAGACUGGAGGUUUGCCGUGAAUUUCAGCGUGGAAAUUGUACCCGUGGGGAGAGUGAUUGUCGAUAUGCUCACCCUACGGAUGUCUCUAUGAUUGAGGUGUCUGAUAAUACUGUGACAAUCUGCAUGGAUUACAUUAAAGGCCGAUGCUCCCGGGAGAAAUGCAAGUAUUUUCAUCCUCCUCCACACUUGCAAGCCAAACUCAAGGCAGCUCAUCACCAGAUGAACCAUUCGGCGGCGGCUGCGAUGGCUCUGCCACCUGGUGCACUUCAGCUGAUACCAAAGAGGUCAGCCCUUGAUAAGGCCAAUGGUGCCACCCCAGUCUUUAAUCCCAAUGUUUUCCACUGCCAACAGGCUCUGGCUAACAUGCAGAUUCCGCAGCCGGCGGCAGCGGCGUUUAUCCCAACAGGGCCAAUACUGUGCAUGGCACCCGCUUCAACUUUUGUGCCCAUGAUGCACGGUGCUACACCCUCCACUGUGUCUGCAGCAGCAACACCUGCCACCAGCGUUCCCUUCGUUCCAACAACUACAGGCAAUCAGAUGCCCCAAUUAUCAAUAGAUGAGCUGAAUAGGAGCAUGUUUGUUUCACACAUGUAGAAGUUACCAGUAGAACAUUGAAAUUCUGAGCAGCAGAGUUAUGGAGUAUCAGAACCUCUCAACAAGAAACUCCACAUGGCCUUUCUAUGUGUAUUCUCGUAUGUCCUCUUCUACCAACACAACAAUAAGCAUGGUGCAGUCAAUAUAGUAAAGCACAUACACCAGUUGAAAAAUUCAAAUGUAAAAGAAAGCAUUCAGAAAUCUGUGGAGAUGUUAAAGCAAAUAGAAAAUUGACCACCGUGUGUUACCUAAUAUGGAUUAUUAAUUGUAUAUGAAUUAGCAUAUAGAAUACAACCAUACAGCUUUGCCAUUUAUAUGAAUUAUCAGAUCCAUAUUACAUAAAUUAUCCAUCUGAUAUGGAUUACCAUAUUGAAUAUAACCGUAAAAUUUUGUGAUUUUUUUUUCCCAACAAUGAUUUGUGUUAAAUGAAUUUCCACGGUGUACUGUAGGCUUACUGUACAUUCUUGGUGGAUAAAUUGUUUUUGAAGUGUUACCUUACUGUUUUGUUUACAGGCUAGUCUAUUGGAUUGAUGUAGAAUGUAACUAAUAUACCCAAUACCAUUUCCCCCAUUGAUAUGUUGUAUUAAAUUGGGUUCUGUUUAGCUUUUCAAUGCUAGUGUUUUGUUGUUUAUAUGUGGUGUUUGAUUUCAGUUAAAUGUCAUUAGUGGGGAACAGAGGUACAUGUGAUAGAAAAACAUGACAGGUUCGUGUUAAUAUGCACUCUUCAAACCAUCUCUAUAAGUUUCUUGAGGCAUACAUUUAAAAGGCCUCACUUUUGAGUGUACACAAAAUCUGUUCAUAGAAUUUCACAUGUAGAUCUGACCUUCCAUAGUCAAUAAUAUACUCGAUUUUUAAAAGAGAAAAAUAAUUACCUACAUAUGGUAACAAAGUUCAAAUGUUAACUUCAAAUCAUUCCUCUUAAAUAACUUGAAAAUCAAGUAUUCACAUUCCAAUAAAUUUCUGAGCAUGUAUAAAGUUAUGUAGAGUAGCCGUUACAUUUAUUGUGUCACAGAAAUCCUGUCUCUCAGCUUGAGUGUCUAAAAUUGAGCCAUUUGUCAUCUUCAGUUGAGAAACUGGUACUUACUAGUUUAAAGGUAUGCUAAUCAUAGGUUAUAAAUCAAGUAGAGAGAUGAGGGCAUGGAGAGAGUUUUUAUGUACUGGCAGAAAGUGUGUAAAACCUUUGUAUUGGAACCUUUUGCACAAGUGCCAUUUUCCAAAUGCAAAUGCCUCGUGCUCUUCAGACUAUUCUUUGAAUAAUAAGUAAGAUGCAGUCUAGCAAAAGUGAAUCCAGGUCAAAGAGAAUUGUUUCCAAAAGAGGCCUUGCCUCCCCAAAUGGACAAUCUUUUCUGUUGAUCACAGAAGGAGGCUGAGUACAGGUUUGGAGAAAUGGCAGGGAUGGGAGCAGAGAGACAUUUAAAAUGACUGAUUAUGCAAAAGAACUAGAAAAGGUUUUCACAAUUGUCUUUCACUUCAGUUUAGCUGAGUUUCCAGUUUUCUACAAGCUGCAGUGAAGUCGCAAGCUUUGGCAAGUGUUUCCCUGCCCAAAUGUCAAUCAGAGUUUUGGGGGGUUUUUGUUUGUUUGGUUUUUGUCUCAGAACAAAACCUUUUUUUCUCAUUUGAACUUAUUUUCUUUUAUGUGUGUUUCAAAAUUAUAGUCAGUUUUAUCAUCAUUUGACUAAUGUAGAAUAACAAUAUUCCAUGGAGGUGUGGUAUGAAUUCUUCUUACUAAUACUUAUGAAAUAAUCUCAAGUAUCAAAUAGUAAUCCAUCUAUUUCUGUGACAUAUAGUGUACCUUUUCUACUUUACAUAGUUAUUAACAUUACUAUUAUUAUAAUAGGGAGAAAAGAUUUUCCAACAGCUGAAGUAGAUUUAACAUUUUCUACUCAAUAUGUAUUCUCCCAUUGGAAAGUAUAAAAUCAAUUUUUUGUAUGUAUAAAGGUUGUUUUUCUUCAUGAAAAUUACAAUCAAAGAGAAAACAUUUGGGAUACCUUAAGACAGGUACUUGGAUUGAUUUUCAGAACAGUGGAGUUGGCAAAGACUUUACUGCCUUUGCCAUGGUUGAUAAAACAGAGUCAAGCCAUGUGACUUGCCUAAGGCUGCCUAGCCAUUAUGGGAAACAAUUGUUCCUCCUUUUUACAUCUUUCUCUGGAACAUUUGAGACUCCGACUCAAAGCAGAUCAGAUUGGCUCAGAAUACAAAAAAGCAAAAUUACGUCUGUUGAUUGGUAUCCUGUUGAUCUUAAUUAUCCAGGUGAAUCCUGGUCACCAGUGAUUUCUAAAUAGUCUUGUUUGUGUGUUGGGCCUUUGCCCUUUGUUAACUAUUGCCUGGUUAGACAUUGAGAGUUGUGUGUCUUUUUACCUUUGGGCUCUUUGAACCACUUGAUUUCUGUUUUCUAAAAUCAUAAUUCCAGAAAGAAUACACCUGAGCUAGUCUAGAUGUAGUUCUUCAUGGAUAUGGGAAUGUUUUGUGCAAAAUGAACUUUUUGUAGUUUGACAUUUUGAUGCAACAUGCUAUCUCGUUUAACUUCUUAAACUUUUGACAAAGACAUAGAUGGUGAACUUAGAGGAGAGCUGUUCUCGUGUUGCUCUAAGCACUGGAAGAUACUAGCUAGCAUUGACUUAUUUUUAGGAAGAGAUUCAGUGAGGAACAUUCAGGGGAGUUGUCUUUUGGUGCAACAUGUUUCUAUGACAUUUUAAAAGUUUAAGAAAGCAAGCUCAAAGCUCGAACAUUUUGAUGAAAUUUAACCGAGUUUUGGGGGAAAUGAAACUUUAAGUUGGCACUCUUUAGUUGUGCAAUGACUAAUGAUCUUAUUGAAGAAAAUCACAAGUCAUUUGACUAUAAAUUGAAUUAACAAGACAAGUCACAACGAAUCAGUGACUCUAAACCAAAAUUUACUGAAUCAUUUGUAAAUAAACUAAAUUCUAAUCAGUUGUGAUUCUUACUUAGCAUUUUGUAGUCUUUGUAUUUUACAAUGGCCUCUAUUUUUAUUUCUCUAAAAUAAUUGGUUUUGUCCAUCUUCUCAGCCUUUUGCCAAAAUUUGCAAGACCGCUGAAACUUGGAUAAAACGUGUCAAAUAUAAACAAUCUAAAUGUGUCAUUUAAGGACUUAGUAGUUUCAGUUUUUACAAAAAGCACUAUGAGACCAUAAUAUUUUAAAUAGGGACUUAAAAUUAAAUUAAAUGGAUUCAUAAAAUUACUAUUUAAAUACAGUAUUUACUUUUGAAAUUGGAGCAUGAAUCCACACCCAGCUGUUGCUUUUGAUCUCACUUUUCUAGAUUAAUUUUUAUUUUGCAUCUAGCCGUAAAAGCAAUCUUUCUGUUCCAUCCAUCUUGCUCAUCCAUUUCUGAGCAUGCUAAAGCACUUUUAUCUUGCCGUAAGUGUUGUCCACUAAUGGGAGCCCUGAACUCCCCUGGUCUCCAGGAAAAAGCCAGUACCUGCUCUCAGCUAUCAGCAGGAAACAAACGAAAUGAAUGUUUUGGACUUGAAUUAGCUUUGAACGGCAUGACCAGUAAGACAGUGAUGUGUGAAGAAGGAACAGCAUCUACACUACAUUGUAGGAAAUGAUGGAGGUAGCUGAGGCAGCUCAUGUGCUACUUGGAAUGCCAGUUGGUUCUUUUCCUCGUCUUUGAAGAGUGUUGCUGAGGAUGCCCUUAGGUGAAACACAGCCCAAGGUGGCCGAGAUCUGGCAGUCUGUGGGAUGAGCUGUGCUAUGCAGAAUCAUUAGUAACUGUACUUCUUUUUCCCCUUUAAAAAAAAAAGCUCUUCUUCAUUUCACUUACACUGAAAUGGAAAUAAGUAGAAUUUGGUGGGGGCUCCAAUUCCCAAUUUCGAUUUGUAAAAUUAAUAAGAUAGUGGCCUAAUUUUACCAGUGCCUGACAGAGGUAGUAGAAUAAAAUAGGUUAAAGAAUUAAACAAUUUUUUUUUGCAAAUUUAGCAGAUAGUCUAAUCAAACUGUAAAUAUAAUUACAAAUAUAGGUUCUGAGUACCAAGUCACUAAUUGGUGCCAUGUUUUCAUUUUUUAUUGUUAGGUUUUUUUUUCAUUUUUCUUUAUUAAGAAAUUUUCUACUCACUCCACAUGCUAUCCACAGACCCCCCUCCUCCCUCCCACCCACCCCCCAGCCCUCUUUCCCAAUUAUUGUUAGUUUUUAAGUUUUUUAAUUGUACCACAUUUUUAUAUCUAAGUAACUAAUGAAUUUAAUUUUGAAGAAGAGUUAGAGAAAGUUUAAGUUUUUACUACAUAUAAGCAGACCAUUUAUUAGGUUCUAAACUGGCACUGUAGCAUAACACAGUAUAGAUUGCAGUCCAUAACUACACUCUACAAUUUACAGUUUAAGAACAAAUUUAGCUUUGUACACAAAUAGUAGUUAUCAGCUAAAUAUAUUUAGUUGUUGCUUUGGCAACAAAACUACAACAUGGCUACCUUUAGACAUUUGUGCAUGUAAAACUUUUAUUGGUAAGCUAUAUGUGGGUCAUGACAGUGUGAACAUAUAGAAGAUACAGCUGAAAACUCGUGAUGUUUUUGAAGCCCUGAGUCCCAUGUGAAAGCUGGAUUUGUGUCCUCCUGUAGCCUUUUGUCUAAAAAAGUUUUUAACACAUGGAUUCUAGAGUCAGGCUUUAUAGUUUAUAGAAUUGGCUAUGUUGCUAGGGUUCAUACAGUAUUUUGACACCAGAACAAGCAUGACAUAUAAUUACCUGACCUUUUUCAUAACUUCAUUCAAAAUUACUAUUCAUGUAGUAUCUGUAGCUAUAAAAAAGAAUCCUAUUUUCUAGAAUUAUAUACAAAAAUGUGUGAGGAUUAAAGCAUAACUCAACAUUUUGAAAUUGACUCAAUUUUGUGAACCCACACAUAAAGAUACUAUAGAAUGGCCCCCGAAUAGUGUUAAGAAGCAUAUGCUGCAGUUACCUGACUGUCUCAGUUAGGGUGCGAAUGUGUGAGACACACCUUUUUUGCACUUAUGUACAUAGUCCAUGAAAGCAGUCCUUGGAGCUUUUUCAAAUGAGAAGUCUGUGGUAGUAGCAGAGAGUUGGUGAGAAUGGUUUCUGAGGCUUGCAGAAGGCAGUUGUCCUUUGCUCUGAGAAGGAACGAAGCAUAGCGUUGCGGUGCUGUUGUGGACGCUGGCAAGUUUGCUGCAGUUCACCAGAAGCUCAGCCUGCUAACAUCUGCCAGAUCCCCCUUAACCGCAAGGAGCGAAAGUACAAAGCACUUCUUUUAGUAAGGCUACUAGCAAAGAUUGUGUGCUUUGUGGAUUAAUUCCCACUGUAAACACACACACACACACACACACACACACACACACACACACACACACACAUCACCACACACACAGCCAUAUAUGCACCACAUAAUGGGUAAGGUUCCCAGCAGAGGCUUUCUUUUUUCAAUUACAGAAAGCAGGAAAAAAAUACAAGUUAAUCUCAAAGCAAAUAAAACAAGACUUCAUCCUUCAUAGUUAAUACAUACAUCAAUUAAUAUGGAUUUAAGUGACAAAUUGUUAAUGUUUUAACUCAGCAGAAGAGAACCAACCAAAGCUUACAUAACACGGAAAUUGGAAGAUAGUGCCAGUCUAACCCACUCUGUCAGUUUUCACUCCACACUUACAGAUAGCCAAGGAACUUGAUUGUUGCGCCCCCCUCCCCCGCCCUGCACGCAGGCACUGAGGCUUAGCAACAGGUGGAAGUCUGAAAGGUUAAGGGAUGGAUCACCACUGGCACUUAGAGUCUUUCCCAUCUUGAGGCCGGUGUCGUUCACACUGGAGAAGGACACUGUCCUCGGCUGAGGGUAGUUCUUGUGAAAUGCUGCUACCCAUACUGCUAACUCUUGGAGAUAUAAAAAGAGUUGCAACUGUAGCUCAGUGGUAGAACACUUGCCUCGGUGAGUGAAGCCCUGGAUUUCAUCCCCAGCACUGCAAAAGUUAAAAAGGGAAAAAUGAGAGAAAGAUGGAAAACAAACCAAAGCCAGAAAGCAACCCAAGCCUUACAUGUAUUCCAUAGCUCAGGGCCAGCUGGCUAGGAAUUACUCUUCUUUUUCCCUCAGCUCCUGAUCACUUAAGAGUCAGCCAUACCAACCAUCCUAACAAUCUGAGCAGCCAUUUUGGCCAAUAAAAAAUGUAAACAUACAUUUAUUUUGUAGUUAGGAAUGCCCACUUCGGCCUUAUUACCCCCAUUAUUUCAUUAUGUCCUUAUGGGGACAUUCCCUUGUGAAUCUUUAAGUCAUAAAAGUAUAUUUUCCUAAGGAUAAUAGAGAGAGGAAAUUUUGUGUGGUGCUGGCCUUGUGUGCUGUGCAAGUGCUCUAACAGUGCGUCUAUCCAGGUAUAAGAGUUUAAGUCCAGAACCAUCAACCAUAAAUUAGUAGGGAUGAGCCUUGGAGCAUCACAAAAGAUAGCCAAUGAAUUUAUAAUACGUGCAUGCUCACAGCCACUUGGUCACAUGCAGAAGCUUAAACAUAGUGCCUGUGUUUAAAGCAGUAAGACAAAGUAGAGGAUUAAGUAUAAUAAAUGCACAUGGCUAAAGCCAAAAGAUGACAUUAAUUGGUAUUAAGUUAUGACUAAUUCAUAAUUUAUAGCCCCUUUACCUGCCCUUGCUUAUAAGUGAAUUAUUCACUGACACUAAAAAUCUGGAUUAUCCCAGAGAAAUUUUAUGUUUAUAUAGAACCCUUCCUCAAUUAUAGUGUACCUAAAAAUGAAAAGUGCUUUUGUCUGAGAUAAGUUGCCACUCUUUAUACAUACUACAAGAAUCCUCCCUAGUAUUCUUUUACAUCAUGUUACUUUUAAAAAUACCUCUGUAGCAAGACCUAGAAGAAUUAAGCGAGCUUUUUAUCCCAAACACACAACCUUAAGACUGUCAUAAAACUACAUGGUUCCAAAGCUUUAUUUCUGUAUACAGAUGCUAUCUGUUAAUGACAGAAACCAAAUUGUUUUGUUGCUAUGUCUUUUGUGUCUAGCAGUUGAGUGAAUGAUAUGACCAUCAUUUCAUUAGAUUCUGGGAAUAACUUUUCCAAAAUAAGUUUCUUUUUAUUUUUGUAGCUAUUGCUUUAGUUAUAAAAUGAGCCAUUUGCUCCCAAAUUAUAAUAAUUUAAAUGAAGUGCAUUUUUUAGAAGGUGAGGUCUCACUCACUAUACUCUGUAAAUGAGUCCAAAUUCCAUGGCCUUAAAGAAUUUGAUUCUUCCAUGUCAGCCUUCGAGAUGGCUUAUUUUGUUUAACAUGAUGGCCUAGGUUACUCCCUUAUAUAAUUUUAAAGGAAUAGUUUAUACCUCCAUCUAACAAUGAUCUGGAUUAUAGAAAGUAGAAGAAGAGGCAGGUGGAUCUCUGUGAGUUCGAGGCCAGCCUGGUCAACAGAGCAAGUUCCAGGACAGCCAGCUACACAGAGAGACCCUGUCUUGAAAAAAAAAAAAAGGAAUGUUACAAUAAAAAAAUUCUUAGCCUCGUACAACAAUUAAAAACUUAAGUAAUGACCAAAAUAUUUUACAAAUAAAAACUGUUCCCAUAUUAUUUUGUCCCCAAAUGCAGUAAUUCAUUCCCUCAACUGCAAAUGUUUGGACUUUUUCAAGUUACAGUGUUGUAUUCCCUGUUUGUGUUUAGAAGUAUGCAUUAUAUAGCUCAAUUUAGUAUGCUACUUUUUAUGUUUAUUUUUUAUUCUUUUAAUAAAGUUUGCAAAUUCC